Messenger RNA from Cryptomeria japonica (Japanese cedar), 2389 nucleotides. Its product is annotated as peroxisomal membrane protein 13. Gene Ontology annotation, biological process: protein import into peroxisome matrix, docking. The record is from RefSeq and is a predicted model, not a curated record. The transcript is spliced from 6 exons. Lineage: Eukaryota; Viridiplantae; Streptophyta; Pinopsida; Cupressales; Cupressaceae. Gene Ontology annotation, cellular component: peroxisome; peroxisomal membrane; peroxisomal importomer complex. Bases 736 to 1629 code for a protein of 297 amino acids.
AAACCCCCGUUCAAGCAUUGCUACCACCGUACGUCUCUCGCCAUUAUUAUUUGUUGAUAAUAAUAAAAAAAUCUCUCUUUUUCAUAUAUUUGUCUAUGCACUGUAAAUUUUCUCCUGAAGAUUUUGGGGAGGGGAUUUCGAAACGAGAACUCUCUGUACAUAAUAGACCGGAGGUCAGAGGCUCGAAUCUUCGCAAUUAACAAAACUAAAUCACAGAGGAGUUUUCUUGAAGACUUAUGAUCUGCGAUUAUCUGGGGCGGAAUGGCAGGAGGAGACUGCCCCCUUCAGUAUACUGGUGGUUUCGUAGCUACCCCUAAAGAGGAACCAGUGGUUUUGAAACCACCCCAUGAUGGAGCCGGCAGUUUCUCUCUGUUGAUUCCCAGGGUGAAUUUCAAGCCUACAACUUAACGAUAACUUUUCUGUUGAAUAUUCUUUUCCAAAUCCUUACUGGAUCAUUUUGAGAAUUCACCGAUGCCUUGGGAUAAUUUGUUUGAAAUCCAGAGUAUAGAUAGAAAGGAUAGAUCUAAGGUAUGAGUUCGAGCAGUCAAUUCCUAUAAAUAGAUAAAGAGAUUAUUGAAACAGGGAGUCAUCAUAGAGUCUUACCCAAUUUCAAAGAAGCUGUCGCGAUUUUUAAGAAAAAGGCAUAUUUUCAAAAGAAGAAAAAUCCAUGUUCGAAGGGCAAUUGGAUUGUGGGUGUGAUUAUCAGAGUUACAAUCCAAGUUGAAAUCUCGUAAUAUGCCUCCACGAAAGCCUUGGGAGAAUGUUGAAAGCUCAUCUGGUCCUUCUCCAUUCAGACCUUCUUCGACCGGUCCUACAAGCACAGUUGUAGAGUCAGCUGGAGUUGCAAAUAUUGGAGAGAAGAAUUUAGAUGCUGAAAGAAGACUGCCUGUUGCUAAUAGAAGCACAAUUGGUAGGCCUAUGCCACAAAGACCCUGGGAACAGAACCGCGGUGUUGGCUAUGGAAGUAACUAUGCAGGGUUUGGUUCCAUGACGAAUAAUAAUUCUAGCUAUGGUGCUAUGACACCUUACAAUUCAGGAUAUGGUUCUGGUAUGUAUGGAUCAAACAGUAUGUAUGGCGGAUUGGGAGGAUAUGGAAGUACAAUGGGAGGAUCAUACAGCGGUGGUCUUUAUGGCAACAAUAUGUACCGUGGAUAUGGUAGCCCGAAUGGAUAUGGUGGGAUGCUCAAUAAUGGUAUGGGAGGCCCAAUGGGUGGAUACGGCUUUGGAUCAGGAGGUCCUUAUGACAAUGGGAUUCAAGAUCCAAAUAAUCCAUUUGGUGGACCUCCUUCGCCGCCAAGCUUUUGGCAGUCUAUGCUGCGGGCGUUGCAUGGUGUUGUCAAUAUCUUUGGACGAAUUGCUAACCUUAUUGAUGAAAACACUCAGGCAUUUCAUUUUUUCAUAACUGCUCUUCUCCAGCUGUUCGAUCGGUCGGGUCUAUUAUAUGGAGAAAUUGCUCGGUUUGUGCUGAGGUUGCUUGGAAUUCGGACAAAAUCAAGCGCCAUGCCCAGGCCUGGAUCAAGAGCAAUUGCUGGUCAAGAGACACCUGAAAACUACUACAUUGAAGAACCUAAAGGAGCAACCGGUGCCUUUGAAAAUGUUUGGGAAGAUGAAGGUGGCAGGCCACAAUAAUCACUAGCAGGAUAUACUACCUUUAUCUGAUGAAGUAUUUUCCCUCUGUUUAGUAUAUAUAGCAACCAAUAUGAAGUGGCUUUCCUGCUUGAAUAUAUAUUGAAUGCAAACUGCAGCGGUGCAAGAGCUUGCAGUUUAAAGGCAGUGGAGAAAUCAGAGGGCUGAUGGGGUGACCAAGAGUUCUUUAUUUCCACGUAUCGAGGCAGCUAGAAGCGGUCUGCCAUGAUAUCUGUUUAUGACGAGUGAUAAGUAUUAGUAACGGAAUAAUACCAACUUUAGUUGUAGACAGGUUGGAGAAAUUUGGCCGAGUGUCGAGGUUUGUGUUUGAAUAUUUGACCCCUUUGUAAUAAGGAAUUAAUGCUCUAUGUAUAUCUGACCGUUUCCUUCAAGUUCAAGCUCCUUGUUUGGCUUAGAAGGUUGACUGCCAUAUGUGUAUGUAUAAUUAUGACAUUUCGAGUCAAUAAAAGUAAGUCUUAUGGUCUUCUAAAGAGUUUUAAUAUUUACAGCAAUUUCAUCACACUUGCAAAUGCUUUUGCAAAGCAUUGAGGCGAAACAGUUCACCGAAUUAUGGUAAAUUUGGCUGGCGUUUGAGCUGUGUCCUAACAGCGAUCCCUUUGUAACAAGGAAUUGAUGCUGUUCAUACCUCUUCGUUUUUUUAAGUGCAAGACUUUUAUUCCAGGUCUGGAUCACAAGGUCCAGUGCCGAUGUAUUAAAUACUUGUGGCAUUUUGAAUGAAUAAAUCUAUGGCAAUUUUAUCAGA